AUGACUUCAGCUUCCUCACCCCUCCGGGGACUUGCUCUUGGGGUACAAUCGUCUGACGAAACCUCCACGAACCAGUCUCCAUCCUCACAAGAUUACACCACAAAGUCUCCAUCAACACCCGAGGGCUCGGGCUCGGGCUCAGACUCGGAAUCAAUGCCAUCGCUGCCAAAAUCCCCAACAACUGAGAUCUCGGGCCCGGGCUUGUGCUCGAGGUCGGGUUCAAUACUAUGGCAGAAAAGACCUAGAAGGUCUGAGAUCUCGGAAUCGGGAUUGGAACUCCUCCAAGCGCUGCAAAAAUAUCAAAUGGCUGAGGUCUCAAGCUCGGGCUCCGGCCUGGGCUCGGGAUCGGAAUCAAUGCCAUCGCCGAAAAGAGCCAGAUCGUCUGAGGGCUCGGGCUCGGGCUCGGAAUCGGAAUCAAUGCCAUCGCCGAAAAGAGCCAGAACGUCUGAGGGCUCGGGCUCGGGCUCGAGCUCGGAAUCAAUGCCAUCAUCGAAAAGAGCCAGAUCGUCGGAGGGCUCGGGCUCGGGCUCGGAAUCGGAAUCGGAAUCAAUGCCAUCGCCGAAAAGAGCCAGAACGUCUGAGGGCUCGGGCUCGGACUCGGACUCAGUGCCAUCGCCGCCAAAAUCCACAACCCCGUCCGGCUCACCAGGCUCCUCCCCGCCGCUCCCCCCGCCGGACUCAGUUCCAUCGCCGCCAAAAUCCACAACCCCGUCCGGCUCACCAGGCUCCUCCCCGCCGCUCUCCCCGUCUCGGCCGUCAGUGUCCCCACUCUCAUAUGGAGGGGAUACUACUAGCUCAGGCACGGACACGGAGGCCACGCCCCGAAAUUUCGCCUUGAAGGAUAUCAAUGAGAUCCCCGCUGCAAUCUAUAUCCUCUCCGAGUUCCCGAAAACGGUGCCCGUCUACAACCAGUCCCGCGCCGAGUACUCCUCCUUCUUCCUCUGGACCGCCCGCAUUGGCAACUGCGCCGCCGUCAAAUACCUCAUCGAGGAAGGCGCCGCAGACGCCAUGGAGCACAACACGUUCCCCCGCGGUGCCGACCGCACCGCCCUCCACUACUCCGCCCUCUAUGGUCACCUCGCCCAGCUGAACUACCUGCUAGAGUACCUGCACGGAGACGGCAUCGAAGUGGACUACGUCCAAGACUGCCACGGAUUCACGGCCCUGCACCUGGCGUGCAUCAAACCUGCCAUCGAAACCAUCCGCCUGCUGCUCGGACACCCCUGCGGUAACAGCCCCAACAUCCUCUCCAACGACUUAUCUACGGCGCUACACAUCGCUGCGAAAUGCGCCGACGAGGACACCGUCGAGCUGUUCAUCGAGUACGGCGCGGACCCCAACCUGGUCAACUCGGCCGGCUACACACCGCUCAUGAUCGCCGCCGAGCACGGGAAUGGCAAGGCCAUCGUGAAGCUCGCCGAGAGCGAACUGGACCUCGACCACCAGAGCACGUUCAGCGGGGACACGGCGCUGCACUUCGCGGUGCGCGGCGGGUACCUGCAGGAGGUUAAGUAUCUGCUGCGCAUGGGGGCCGAUUGCCAUGUUGUCAACUUCUUCUCAAAGACCGUGUUGGACUAUACCCUGGAGGAUAUGCCGCUGCUACAGAGGGAGAAGGAGAGCUGUAAGAAAAUUAUGGAGAUCCUUAAGGCGCUGGCGAACGAUUCGCCGGAUAAGUGGGCACUGAUCAACCAUGAGGAUGAUAUGGUUGGGUGGGUGCCGCCGAUGUCGCCGUAUGAUCCACAACUCAUUGAGCAGCCUAAGGGAUGGAAGAGGAUUCAUGAGGCGCUUGGGGAGGAGUGGGAGGCGGAUAUCUGGUAG
Molecule: messenger RNA, 1818 nt
Organism: Morchella sextelata
Lineage: Eukaryota; Fungi; Ascomycota; Pezizomycetes; Pezizales; Morchellaceae
Exons: 1
Coding region: 1-1818 (605 amino acids)
Cellular component (GO): cytoplasm; nucleus
Molecular function (GO): protein binding
Source: RefSeq, a predicted model, not a curated record